GGAAACUACGCCAGUAACAGUACCUACAAGGCAAACCUUGAAAAUCUCCUCUCCUCCCUAUCCUCCAACACUAAAAUCUACUAUGGCUUCUACAAUUCCUCUUAUGGCGAAUAUCCUGACCAAGUAUAUGCAGUUGGACUUUGUAGAGGGGAUAUUGAGCUUGGCGCCUGUCGAAGUUGCCUCAAAAACUCUACAUAUCUUCUCAAACAGCUGUCCAAAUAAAAAAGAAGCAAUAGGUUGGUUUGACGAAUGCAUGUUAUGCUACUCAAACUGCAAUAUAUUUGGUCGCAUGCAAGAUACUCCCGAGUUCUUUUUGUUGAACAUCGAUAACGCAUCAGCCCCGGUAGAUCAGUUCAAUCAGGACAGGACUUUAUUGGAUAGCCUGAAAGGUCGAGCUGCAUCAGGUGGUUCUCAACGUAAGUUUGCAUUAGGAAAUGCAACAGAACCAAACUUCAAAAUGCUCCAUGCACUUGUGCAGUGCACUCCGGAUUUGUCUGAGCAUGAUUGCAGUGAAUGCUUAUUCGAGGCAAUUGGGAAAAUUCCGGAUUGUUGUGAGGGAAAACUAGGCGAGAGAGUUGUUGGACCUAGCUGUAGUUUAGAUUUUGAGAUUUACAUCUUCUAUAAUGUCACAGCUAAUAUUAAUGCACCUCCACUGUUGCCGCCGCCAUCGCCUCAACCCAUGCCACGAGUAUCUCUAUCUCCCUCCUUCAUCUAUAACCAAUAUUACUGCUUCAAAAUGUAAUCAAUUGGGACUAGCACGUCUAAUUGUCAAUGGGGCUAUCCAAGGGACCUUUGAUCAUGGAUGUUCCAUUUUUUUUGAAGUAUUAUGAAUUUGGUUUUUUAACUUUAUAUUUUUGUUCUCUAUCUUUCUCUGUCUCCCUCCUUUUUAUCUUAAGAUGGAUUUUUUAACUAUAUGGAUUUAGAGCCAGAACUUCUAAUAUGAACAUUUUCUGGA
This is a messenger RNA of Juglans microcarpa x Juglans regia, 955 nucleotides long. RefSeq names its product cysteine-rich receptor-like protein kinase 29. Bases 83 to 742 code for a protein of 219 amino acids. The record is from RefSeq and is a predicted model, not a curated record. The transcript has a single exon. Lineage: Eukaryota; Viridiplantae; Streptophyta; Magnoliopsida; Fagales; Juglandaceae.